AAACAAAAAUUAGAAAUGUCAGAAAAAGAUGUUCGAAAAUCAACAGAAACAAUCGUGAAAACGUUCGUUGCUGGAGGACUUGCAGGAAUAUGUGCUAAAACGACAGUUGCACCAUUUGAUCGUGUGAAAAUCCUACUCCAGGCCCACAAUCAACACUAUAAACAUUUGGGUGUGCUAUCUACAAUAAAGGGAGUUUCUGUAAAGGAAGGUUUAGUAGGGCUCUACAAAGGCAAUGGAGCUCAGAUGGUUAGGAUAUUCCCCUAUGCUGCAAUACAGUUCAUGACAUAUGAGCAAUAUAAAAAGAUUUUAAAAGAACGCUAUAAGUUUACCAAGCGUCCUCACCUCCCCAAUCUCAUAGCAGGAUCAUGUGGAGGUAUGACAGCAGUACUGAUAACCUACCCACUAGAUAUAAUACGGGCCAGACUAGCAUUCCAAGUUACAGGGGAACACAUGUAUGUGGGUAUCAUACAUGCUGCAAAGACUAUAUUCACAUGUGAGGGUGGCUUGAGGGCCCUGUACAAGGGUAUAUGGCCCACGAUGCUUGGCAUGGCUUUAUAUGCAGGACCUUCGUUUUAUGGCUUUGAUACACUGAAGAGUAUAUGCCUUGAGAGGUUUCCUGAGACAUGUGGCACAACAACUGCAGGUCACAAUGGACCAAUUCACCUGACUGUACCUGCUAAAGUGCUUUGCGGGGGUUUUGCUGGGGCAUUUGCCCAAACUAUAGCGUACCCCUUAGAUGUAGUCAGAAGGAGGAUGCAACUUGCAAUAAUGCUACCAGAUGCACAUAAAUUCAGGACCAUGCAUGAAACAUUGACAAUAGUUCUUAAAGAACAUGGAAUAAGACGUGGCCUAUAUCGAGGACUAAGUGUCAACUACAUCAGGGUUAUACCUAUGGUAUCAAUGUCAUUCACAUCUUAUGAGUUAUUCAAACAAAUAUUUGGACUCGAGACUGGAUUGGAGGGCAGCUGAUGAAGGCUUCAGUAUAGGGAAUAAACCGGCUAAAUUCAAUUAUUUAUGCGGAUAACUAUUUAUUUGUGCAAAUAUGGAGCUUUGUGAGAAGAACUAAAUGUAAAAUGGGAGAUCAUGUUCCCCAAAGAGACUGGAUAUCUUAUUCUCCAGGGAUAUCAUGUUCUCAGGAGAUAUUGUAUUCAGCAGGGAUAUUGUAGUCUGUAUAUUAUUCUUCAUGGAGAAAUUGUAUCCUCUUGAGAAAUUGUAUUCUUCUGAGAGAUAUUGUUUUCAUCGUGGAGAUAUUGUAUUCUCCAGAUAUAUUGUAUUCUCAGAUAUAUUUUGUUAUUUAGGGAUAUUGUGUUAUGAGGGAAAAUUGUGUUCUCAGGGGAUAUUGUAUUCUUCAGAAUUAUUCUAUUCUCUCAGGAUAUUGCAUUCUCUUGGCAUAUUGUAAUCUUCCCUCUCAGAAUAACAUGAGUAUACAUAUCAAGUAACAGAACUAAAACAAUCAUGGUUUUUCAUAUAUAUUCAUAUUGUAAUAUUUGCAAUAAUCCUUUGUGAAAUAUAAAAGAAACUCCCUCAAUAGUGAAUGGGAGGAGGUGCAGUGUAGGCAUUGAAUGU
Molecule: messenger RNA, 1566 nt
Organism: Owenia fusiformis
Lineage: Eukaryota; Metazoa; Annelida; Polychaeta; Sabellida; Oweniidae
Source: the annotation of a GenBank genome assembly